Molecule: messenger RNA, 9713 nt
Organism: Protopterus annectens (West African lungfish)
Lineage: Eukaryota; Metazoa; Chordata; Ceratodontiformes; Protopteridae
Gene: ANGEL2
Product: angel homolog 2
Exons: 14
Coding region: 112-2190 (692 amino acids)
Biological process (GO): 3'-UTR-mediated mRNA stabilization
Molecular function (GO): mRNA 3'-UTR binding; 3'-5'-RNA exonuclease activity
Source: RefSeq, a predicted model, not a curated record
ACUCUAAGAAGAAACUGGGAAGAUUUUUCUUAUUAUUAUGACACCAAAUUGGAGAACCAAGAAGAGCCUUCCAUUGAAUCAUUGGAACAGAAACACAUAACUUUUUCAGUGAUGUCCUACAACAUUCUUUCUCAAGACUUACUGGAAGACAACAUUUAUCUUUACAGACACUGCCGUUACUCUAUAUUGAACUGGGCGUAUCGACUGCUAAAUAUCUUAAAGGAGAUCCAAGAACUUAAUGCAGAUAUUUUGUGCCUUCAAGAAGUUCAAGAUAACCAUUACAGAAAGCAGAUUAAACCACGCUUAGAGGAAAUGGGUUACCAGUGUGAGUACAAGAUGCGAACAGGAAGUAAACCAGAUGGCUGUGCAAUAUGUUUUAAACGAUCCAAAUUUACACUGGUGGAAGCAAAACCUGUAGAAUUCUACCGCCGUAGUAUUCAGCUGCUUGACAGAGACAAUGUUGGGCUAAUUACACUGUUGCGGCCUAUAGUUCAGUGUGAUACCCCUUCUAAUAUCUGUGUGGCAAAUACUCAUCUACUGUAUAAUCCAAGGAGAGGUGAUAUUAAGCUAACUCAGCUGGCAAUUCUUCUUGCAGAGAUGAACAGAAUGGCCUGUCAAGAAGAUGGUACAUACUGUCCUGUUAUCCUUUGUGGUGACUUUAAUUCUGCCCCAUUUUCCCCACUUUAUGACUUUAUUGUAGAAGGAAGACUGAACUAUUAUGGACUUGCUAUAGGAAGGGUAUCAGGUCAAGAAUCACCUCGCAGAGGGCAGAGAGAAUUGCCUGUUCCCAUCUGGCCAAAGAAAUUGGGGAUAUCUCAGAACUGUCAGUAUGAAACAGAUCAGCAACCAGCUUCAGAGGACACAAAAGCAGAACCUAGUGCUGAAAGUGAUGAUGAGUCAUCAGAAGAAAGUGAUGAAGAGCUUUCUCCAGACACUGAGCGACUGUUAUCACAACUGAGGCAUUCAUUCUGGCUGUCCUCUGUGUAUUCCCACUAUCUGUCAGGAACCGAUGAACCAGAGGUGACAACUUGCCACUCCAAAACUUCCCUCACAGUUGAUUAUAUUUUUUACUCUUCUGCUAGGAAUAUUUAUGUGCAACCAGCAGAAACAACAGAGUAUGCUGUUAGAAUGGAACAGUGGAGAACAACCUGGGAACAAGUUAAGCUGCAGCAUCAAGAAUGGACACCAGUUCCACCAGCUGCUGUAAGGGAACCCAGAUCACCUCAUAAUCCACAGGCAGUAGUGGAACAGCAGUGGAAUGUGUGGAAAGAUUCUUUUAAAGGAGAAAAAAAUGAUGAAAUGGGACCCGCAGAAGGAUUAACAAAGUGGGGUCAGAAUCAAGAAACUGAAAAUAACAUGAAUGAGUUUAACAAGGACCAGCACAUAGCAGCCAGUCAACAAGACCAGCCCAAGCAUCCAGAAGACUCUGCUGCUGAGACCACAGUAGAACCCCAGUCAUCAUCCACUGCGCAGAUAAUGAAAGAAAAGUGUAGUUAUUCUGAAAAACUUGCUGAAAAAAAAGAUGCAGGAAACUCCAAGUUUAAAUUCAAAGAAGAGCAGUACACAGGAACCAGUCUGCAAGAUCACACUAAGCCACAGGAAAACUCUGCAUCUACAGAGACCAUGUUAGAAUCUCAUUCUUUAUCCAUUGCUCGUAAGAUGGAAGAACAAUCAAGUCAUUUAGAAGGCACUGCUGAGGAACAUAAAAAUGAUGGUGAGCUUUAUCAGCAAUGUUAUGCACAAAAUGAAGAAAAACUUAAUGAACAGGAGAAGUAUGAAGAAGCAUGGAGAUUAUAUAAUGAAGAAUAUGAAAGAAAAUGGAGAAAGUAUGAGAAAGAUUUAAACACGUGGAGGUUAUAUAAAGAAGAAAAAGCUGCAUAUGACUUCCAGAUGGAACAGUGGAGAACAGCUCAGCAGCAGGAAGGCUCAUUAGUUGCUGAGACUCCUGUAGGAGAUUAUGACGUAUCAUCUCAUCCUCAAAAGAUGGAAGAAGAGUGGAGUAGUUGGGAAAGCCAUGCUAAAGAGCACUGGAAUAAUGAUGCUAAAAAUACGAACCACAAAAGUUUGAAACUUAUUGGUAGAUUGUCACUUCUAACAGAGAGGGAUUUAUGGAAGGUGGACGGCCUUCCUAAUGAAAGGAACUCAUCAGACCACAUACCUUUAUUAGCUAAAUUCAGAUUGGACUUAUGAAACCUUGUGCUGCAGGACUGAGAUAUUAAAAACAAGUUUAUCUUCAAGAGUUCUGCAAAGCUGGAGUAACUGCUAAAUGAUUCAUGCAUGCAUAAUGUUGGUUUUCUAGUAUGUUUUUUUUAUUUGUGACAAAAAUCUGAUUUUUGUGAUAUUUUUAUAUAGAAGGCAGUCAGUAUGUUUAAAUAUCUUGAUAUUGUAAGAAAUGUCAAUGUAAAAAAAUAUAUAUUUGUGUAUAUAGAAUUGUUUCAAAAAUUAAAUUUUCAUUGUCACAACUUCUGACCAUUUUCCAAUAGGGAUGUUGGGGUUUUUUUAAGCCUUCAUUUCUUAAUCAUCUCAUGGUGACCUUUGAUAUAUUUGAAAUACGUUUAUAUGAUAUAUUUUCAUACUUUUAUCAACUUGAUUCAAAAAUUUUCUAGGUGGACCUAGAAUUACAGUUUCCUCUUUGUAGAAGAAAAACAUCAUAGCUACAUAUUCUUUGAAUUAAUAUUUGCUUCCAAACAUUUUAGGCAAAAAAUUUAUUUUUUUUUAUUUUGAAAGCUGGCAGAGGGUUCUGUCUUUUUCUGGCAGAUGAGGCAUGAGAAGUUAUGAAAUUUGCAAUUAACCAGACUGAUGCCUCCUUUUGAGUUACAUUGAAUGUAAUCCGUAACUGUCAGAAAAAAUGUAGUAUUUGUAGUAAAAUGUUCUUAGUACAACCUUUUUUGACUGAAGAUAUGCAUAUGUGAAGUUUAUGACAAGCCAUAUCCAGCUCUGCUAAACUGGACAAGCUCACCAAUAUUUUUUUCUCUGUCCAUCUACUGUACAGUAUUUGUACUAUGAGCUAGAUUAAGGAUAUACUUGAAAGAAAGUUUAUUUUGUACCAGUACCUAAGCAUAUCCACUGCUACUUAUAAGCUGGUAGGUAGAUCAGGUGAAUGGCUAGCUGAUCAUAUUUUGAAACUGUAAACUGAAACAAUGUCUUCAGAAGUGUAGACAACUCUUAUAAUUUGCAGAGCUUUCUUUUAACAGUGUUGUACUGAACAUCAGAAAGGAAGAUCCAUGUUUUUGCUGACUCAUUUGCAGUUUGAGAAUGCGAUGAUUCUUUUACUUUUUAGGGCUAGCUACUUAAUCCCUAUUAGCAAAUUUCAGGCUGGAAUCUUGUGCUGCAGGAUUGUGCCUUUAUAUUAAAUUCUGAUGUAUACAAAACAUCUCUACAACCGAUACAGAGGGUAGAUAGAUAGUAACCAUGUCAUUUAUUCAUUGAAAGCAUAGUAUGACAGCCAUGGAAUGAGAAAAGACCUGUCUGUGAUAGUGCAGCAUAUAUUGCUAUGAUGUCCUUCCUUUUCACUUUUACAGUAUUCUUCACUCUUGGGAUAUCCAGCCAAUGAUAGCCAAACAUCCAGCCAGCAUACCAAAGCAUUUACACCUUCCAGGCACCAUAUGUCAGAAGCAUGUCCUACUUUCAAGGCAUAAGGUACAUAUGUGACAUGAGUGCCUAAUCUGCAGAAUUUCUUUGCUCCAGUCCAAAUAUUACCUUUGAAUUCAGGGCUGUUCAGCGAUUUAGUUCAAAUACCAAGCCUUCUAAAGUUAAAUGCCCUGCUGAGGUCUCCUACUACUCUUUUUUUUUUUUUUUUCUUUUACUUUAGUUUACAUAUCAUCUAGGAAGGGAAAAUGUGACAUUGCAGGAGAUAGGCUACCCAUAAAAAAGACAAGAGAAGUGCCUUUUUUAUUUGGGUGCUACACAUGACCAUAUGCAGUUUGAGAUUUGUCAGGCAUUUGUCCCUAAGACAGUCUGUAGAUGUCUGUGGUAUCUUUUCAUUUGUUUGCAGAACCAGAGGUUGAAGCUUUUGGUUCAGAGUACCAUGGCCAAAUCCACCUGCACCAACGUUCAGCCACAUAGAAAGCCAAAAAGGUGUGUACUGACCCUGCUGCUGUCCAGCCUCCACCAGACUUCUGUAUCAGGUAGAAGAACCUGAGGACCUCCCAAUGUCAGCUACAUGUACCAAGACCCAUUUUGAAGCUGACACGGAGCUGUCUACCUGCACGUCAGCUGAGGCUGUGCCUACGUCUGAUGCAGACAUGGAAGGGGAAUUGUGGCUUAUUAUAUCAAAGGAGCUUAGAGGGAUUCCCCAAAUACCUGCUAGGGAAGAGGUGUCUGGUACCUUCAUUGAAUCUAGGCAGGGCUCUGAACCUGCUAGAUUUGUUAAAGCUGACAAUCCUUUAAAAAAGAAGCACAAGACUAGGCAUGUGCCCCCUGUGGCUAAGGAUCCCCACAAAAAUGUCAGAAUUUUACUUGGUGGGGGGGGGGGGGCUUUCAGUGUUGCCAUGGCUGUAAAGCCCCCUCAAGGAUUAUCUGUUCCUGCUUUUGUUCCUAGUCUUUCACUCUUUUCAUGUGUCCUAGGGACUUUGAUUCAUCUGAUGAAGAUUUAGACUGUGGUGAGGAGACAUUGGCUUACUCUUCUCACAUUCACAUUCCUCUUGUCCUAGAGUUUGAAGAAGAGGAUUCACUUUCUCCUUACUUGUUUCGUGUGAUGGAGCAUUUUAAGUGGGAUUGUUCUCAGGUUUCUGACAUUCAAAAAAGUUGUUAUGAACUCUUGAAAAUAGAUUCUACUCAGCCUUUUGUAGUCUGUCCAGUGCUGGAUACCGUUUUGGAUACUUUCAGUGCAGCUUCUCUAGCCUCCAAUUCUCAGCCUCUUGCUCCUAAAAAGCCAGACAGUUUAUAUAAAGUUCCUUCCUCUGAUUCUGCUGUUAUUUCUGUGACCCUUGAUAAAACCAGAUUAGCUGCUGUCCUGUUCUAUACUUUUACCUUCUGAUAAAGUCUGCCAUGCCAUGGACACGUAUGGUAAAAAAAAAAAAAAGUGUGUAUACUUCUGCUACCUUAGCCUUCAUGAAUAUUAAUUACUAGACCCAUAUAACUAGGUAUGUUUUGGCUCUUAUCUCUAAACAUGGGGGCAUUCUGGCUAAUAUGCCUGAUUUGAAGGGUAAGUCUUCUGCCAUUUUCCCUUUUGAGUUCUGCUUCUCAAGUGGCUCUUCAGUCCAUUAAAAGGAGUUAUAAUACUGCUGAUGCCUCCUGUAGGGCAGCUGCAUCUGGAUUUGUAAUCCGGAUGCAUUCUUGGUUGUGCCUGUAGUCUGUGCCUGAAGACAAAAAGGCCAAAUAAUUAGACUCCCACUUAGACGACCAGAAUCUGUUUGGCACUGCUGAAACUACCUUCAGGAUAAGAGUGAAGUUAUGCAAGAUUUAAAACAAAUCUUUUUCUCUUGUUCCUAAGUUUCAGAGAAAUUAUCUAUGAAAACUUUCUUUUAUUUGUAGGUAGCCUAAACAGUCUUCUAGGGGGCAAGACUGCUUCUAGAAGAGUUUUUCUAGACAAGCCUUUUAAGGGUCAAAAGCUUCCUUUCCCUGGCAGAUCUGCUUCUAUUUAACAUUCAGUCACUCCUAUCCUUCAGCCAGAUUCCUCAGUUUCUCAGGUUCAUUCUUUCUGUUUGAACAUAGAUAACCACACGUGCUUGGGUCCUUUCAGUUAUCCAAAAUGGUUAUUUUAUGGUCUAGAAGUCCCUUUGUCCAUUUUACGGCCUUCUUCAGCCUCUUCCUUGUCAGUUUUCACAUUUCCUUUAGUUCUUCAGGAUUUGUUAGUACAAGGAACCAUUUGGCCUGUCCCCUUGUCUUCAAAGGGAGCAUGUUGUUAUUCCAGGAUGUUUCUAGUUCCAUUCUAGGCCUGCCAUUUCUCAAGGUUCCCUCUUUCAGAAUAUCUCUUUAGACACUUUUCUCUCUGUUGCUUCUUCAAGAUUUUCUGGUAUCCCCGGAUUUGAAGGAUGCUUACCUCUACAUUCCUGUUCACCUUCUCUUCAGGAAGUUUUUAUGUUUCUAUUUCUUCCUGUCAUCAUUAGUUCUCUGGUUUGCCUUUUAGUCUUUCUGCAGCUCCGGGGAUCUUUACCCAAUGUCUGGCCCCUGUGGUAGCCUUCUGCAGACUUCAUAGAAUUCCCUUCCUUGGAUGGGCUUGAUUCCCCUCUCAGCAGCUUCAGGAUCUCCACUUCACUAUGCUUCUUGUAUGCAGUAUUUGAUUCACCCUCAGUCUCAAAAAGUAUUUGUUGACUCCCCCGCAGGACUAAGUGUUCUUAGGUCACAGGAUUCAGGCCAUUCUAGUGUUUGCUUUCCUCCCACCUCCCAAGGUCCUCUCUUUGACUGCCUACUUCCCGUCCCUUCUCCUUCUUCCAGUCCUUCCAUCAAGGGAAUUUCUCUGAGCUCUGGGGUACAUGGCAACCACCAUUCCCAUGGUUCUCUUUGCCAAGCUCCUCAUGAAGAAAUAUGAAUGGUAUCUCAAGACCAUUUGGCUCCAGCACUGCCAUCCUUUGGAGUAUCUGUUUUCUCUUUCCUUGUCUCAAGCUCGAGCUCUGCUGGUAGAUUCACCAGAUUUCACUGAAUUCAGGUCUGCCAUUUCAGGUUCCUCUCCCUACUCAGGAGCUACACAUAUGCUUCAAAUCAAGGUUGUAGAGCCUCCUACAACAAUCCUGGAUCUUUGGCCCAAUCAACAACUGGCAAACCUUAUCAACAUCAAGGAGAGGAGGGCUGUACUUCUAGCUUUCCAGGCCUUUCACUCACUUUGGAUGAUAGGUCAUCUAAAAGUUUUGACAGACAAUACCACAUUCAUCAGCAAACAGGGGGGGGGGGAUCUUAUCUUCUUUGCAGGCUGGCUCUUCAGGCUUGGGAUUUUGCAGUCUGCCAUAAUUUGGUUCUUCAGUUACUCUGCAUUCCUUAUGAUCCUAGUCUUGUGGCAAACUGUUUGAACAGGUCCAGGGCAAAUCCUCAUGAGUAGAUCCUUCACAGGUAGGUGUUUCUGGAGAUUGUACAUCUUUGGGAUACUCUUCAAGUAGAUCUUUUUGCCUCCCCUCUGAACAAAUGUCCCCAAUUCUUUUCAAGAGAGCCAAGUCCUCUGGCUUGAAAAGUGGAUGCAGUGUCUUUUUCUUGGAAGAGGAUGUUUCUGUAUGCAUAUCCCCCUCUUUACCAAAGGUCCUGCACAAAAUCUUGUGAGACAGGCCUAGAGUCUUGUUGGUGACUCACUUUUGACCUGGACAGCACUGGUUCCCCCUUCUAUUUGAUAUGGCCAGGGACAGUCAUCACAAGUCACCGCACAGAAUGGAUUUUCUCAUACAACACAAGAGAUCUCUCAUUCCCCCACAUUUCACCACCCUUUACUUGAUACUUUGAGUGAUAUGGUUUUAAUUCUGUUUAGACACCAAUUUUCUGUGAACGUGCUUUAGGUUUUGAAGGAGGCCAGAAAAAACACUAAUUGAAAAAAUGCUAAUUGAAAAUUCUAUGUGACUUAAAUGGAUGAAAAUUUCUAUUUGGUUCUCAGGCAUGACCCGGACAGUUUUUGUGUGGUAUGGUCUUUUCUUAUUUGUGUGAGACGCUCAGUUGUGGCUUGUUGUAUUCAUCUGUUCAUUUGUCUGUCAUUUCCACUUGUUUGCCUUUGUAUCCACCUCUGGCUUCUUCUUUUGAAGUCAGUUUCUGAAAGGUGUUAAUAUUCUGUCCUCCUCCUUGGAACCUUAAAUUUGUUCCUGAGAAAUUGACUCAGUCCAUGUUAGAACAUGCAGUUUCCUCUUCCCUACAACAUUGUACUUGGAAGACUGUAUUGUUGACGGCUCUUAAUUCUGCCUGGAAGGUCUCUGAACUUCAAGCACUCAUGGCAGUUCCACCUUUUUUGUUUUUUUUCACAAGGACAGGGUGUGUCUUCAUACCAAUUCUUCUUUUAUACCCAAUUUGAUUAAUGAUUUGUCUGUGAAUCUGUCCAUUCAUCUUCCUCCUUUUUUCCCUUCUCCACAGAAUCCUAGUGAAAGGGUACAUCACACGUUGAAUUUACAUAGCUCAGAUAUUACUUAGACAAAAUAAACCUGUCUGGUAAUCUGAGCAGCUUUUUGUUUCCUUUCAUCCCGAGAAAUUGGGUUUGGUGUUAUCUAAACAAACCAUUGUCUCCUGAAUUUCUAAGCUCAUUUCUUUUUGCUAUUCUUUUCAUGUCAAGCAGCUUUCUUCUUCAAUUUGUUCUUAUUCUGCCAGGGUAGUGGCCUGUUCUGGUGCUUUUUUUUUCCAAGGGUCUGAAUACUAGAUCCAUGCUGGAAACUGGCUACUUGAUUUUUCUCUCCACACUUUUACUAAACAUUACAACUUAGAUGUCAUUUCUAGGGCCAGGAUGGAUUUUGCCAGGGCCAUCCUUCAUGGAUUCUUGGAGGGCUUUUCUAUGGCUAUCUCCCCCUUUCCAUGCUCUCCAGUAGCUUUUGUACUCUCCCAAGAGAGAAGAAUACUGAAACAGUGAUAAGGAAGAACAUAGUACAGUUGUGCAAGAUCUUACUGUAACAGUAGAGGUUGUACUUCUCACUUUUGUAGUAUUCUGUCUCUCCCUCAUGCCCCCUGUUUUUUUCUGUUGCUUUCCUUCUGGCAAAGGGUUCUUUCUUGCAUCCUUUUCUCUUCCUGGAUGUACAUUAUUGUUUUCCGCUGGGGUUGCUCUUGUUUUUCUAGGCACUUCAUUUCUAAAGAAUAAGUGCUUGAGCAUCACUUACAUACCUUAUGCCUUGCACAUAUGACAUGCAUCUAACGUACGGAAGCCGGAAGGUGUGAAUGUUUUGUGUGCUGGAUGGACAUUCGGCUACCCCGAGCAGGAUAUCCCAAGAGUGAAGAGUACUGCACAGUGAGAAGUAGGACAUCCACUGUUCUGAUAAAGUCUUAACACACCUGUACUUUCCACACAGCUGUAUUUUCCAGUAUCUGCUGUCCUGUUAAGAAAACCAGAGAUUUUUUGUCCAUUAUUGGCGUGUUUUACUUUCCCUAACAAGUUCAACUACAGGCACAUGGGCUGUCUUUUUCUCUGGCUAUUGUUCUAUAACUGUGUAGCUGCUACGGAAACAAAUGUUGGUGAUGUAGCUACAGUAGUGAUGAUAACCAACCUUACCAGUUCAGUAUCGUUUUAAUACUUGUGCCUGUGUUGUCAUAAUUAAUUAAAGAUGUUUGGAAUCUGAUAAUUAUCUUCAGUCACAGUUAUUCAUUCCACUGUUAUAAUUUGUUGGUGUUCUGAAGAAGCAGACUGUGCUAUCACAAGCAGCAAGUUUAAUUCAGUCCCUGAACCUUUAAUUUGCAAAAAAUAAUGGGUGAUGGAAGUAAGAAAUGCAGCCAAAUUUCAACUGAAUGUUAAAUGUAAAUCUUAUAUGUUGCUAUAGAGUUUACUGAUACCCACUAUUGCAUGUACUAGUCUAACCAUAUGGGACAAGUAUCUCAUUUAAAUUUACAUUGUGGAGACAAACAUCAUCUGGAGUCUUUGUAAUUUUGCUAAGUGAUGUUGUCUCAGACAAUUUUUUUCAAUUAUGUAAACACAGCAUGAAUUAUUUUUACAUGAAAAAAGUUUACCUUCCCAGUAUCUCAAAAGUCAUAAAAAAGUACAUCUCAAAAGUCAUUAAAAAAGUACAUGAUCUUUUAAUUUCCAGCCAUGAACUAACUGUAUCUGUAAUCUCCCAUUUAACAAGUUUCUCUUGUUUACUUGUUUCCUAAUAAAACUGUGUGUAACA